Molecule: messenger RNA, 1525 nt
Organism: Asterias rubens (European starfish)
Lineage: Eukaryota; Metazoa; Echinodermata; Asteroidea; Forcipulatida; Asteriidae
Product: protein FAM241B-like
Exons: 3
Coding region: 112-561 (149 amino acids)
Cellular component (GO): intracellular membrane-bounded organelle
Source: RefSeq, a predicted model, not a curated record
UGCACUGUAUAUAAUGGGAAAAUGGGAAUAGCAUAAUAAUAGAGCAAUUGAAGCAACAUAACCAUUUUUCUAGCGAAUAUUUUUAUCUUUGAAAAGCUAAUUUGAGUAACCAUGGUGAGGAUACUCGAAAAUGGAGACAUCGUUGCAGAUAAUGACCCAAGAGCUCAACAGUCCUCACAUUCUGGCAAUGCACCGAGAAAUAGAGCUGGUCGCAUGGGCUAUGUUCAUGACAACAGCGAACCUCAUCAAUACGGACACCAAGGUCAAGGGGCAGGGGUUCACCAAGGUCAGCAAGUGUCCAUCUUUCAAUCGCUGAAUCAGCGUCUGAUUGGAUUAGGCAUCCCAAGCUUUAACAUUGGAACGUACAGAAUUGAACCGCUCGUGACUGUCGGUUUUCUUCUCGCAAUGCUGUUUUUCGGACUGCCGGGAUUACUGUUUGCUGGACUCUUAUUCGGUGUUGUCAUAAUGAGCGGUGGUGGGGGAGACAAUGAUGGGGACUCAGGGGGUGGUAGUGGAGCUCAACAUCGACAACGAGCUGGAAGAGUUCUUAGACAUAGGUGAUCAGAACUUCUGUGAAGAGAAAUCAACCUGAGAUACAUAAUGCCUUCCGCAGAACUUGAGGGACAAUUCCACAAGACCUCAGGGCUUGGUUACUUGACCGGAAUAGUUUUACAAAAGCAGAAUCAAAACGAGAGAACAAUUUUGCUGUGGUUCUCAUGAACUGAGUUGUUUCUGAAUGGACUGCACUUCUGUCCCAGGCUUGAAUGUGAGAGAAAAUUCCACAAGACCACAGGGCUUGUUUAAUUAACAGAAUAAAAAUGAGGAAAACAAAUGUAUUCUGUGAUUGUCAUGAACUGAGUGGUCACUGAAUGAACUGAAACCUCUGUCCAAGGCUUGCUGCUCAAAAUGUUUACUCGGCCAGAUAUGUUUUCACAAUUACCAGAAUCAAAAUGAGAAAAGAAAAAAAAACGUUUUCUGUGAUUGCCAUGAACUGAGUUGUCACUGAAUAAACUGACCAUCCUGGGCUUGACUUGAGGGACAAUACCACAAGACAACCAGCUUGUUGCUCAAAAGGUUUACUCGCCCAGAACCGUUUUUACAAUUACCAGAAUCAAAAUGAGAACAAAACACAAUUCUUCUGUGAUUGUCGUCAACUGAGUUGUCACUGGAUGCACUGACCAUCCAGGGCUUGAAUUCGAGGGCCUCAAGACCACAGCUCUUGUUGUGCGAAAUGGUUACAGAACCAAAAUCGAUUUUACAAUGACCAGAAUCAAAAUGAGAUAAAAAUGAAGUUGAAUGCUGCAGUGAGAGCUUAGCUUGAUGAACUUUGUGCAAUUGUAUGCACGGGGUAUUUUUUAUCGGUAAUGCAUGUCAUGCUCAUGAGCAGUUCGCUGCAGCUCAACAUCUUCACUGGAACAAGAAUGUUGACCAAAGACAAUUAACCCAGUCAGUUUACCUUAAAGGCAGUGAACACUAUUGGUAAUUACUCAAUUUGAUUUCGAGACCUCAGAAUUAGAUUUUGAGG